AAAGCCUCCUAAGAUGAAGACGUUCAGUGUUGCAGUUGCAGUGGCCGUCGUGCUCACAUUCAUCUGUGUUCAGCAGAGCUCUGCUGUCCCAGUCACUGAAGAGCAGGAGCUGGAGGAGCCAAUGAGCAUGGACUAUCCAGCAGCAGCACAUGAGGAGGCAUCAGUGGACUCAUGGAAGAUGCUGUAUAACAGCAGACACAAGCGUGGCAUCAAGUGUCGCUUUUGCUGUGGCUGCUGCACCCCCGGUAUCUGUGGAGUUUGCUGCAGGUUCUGAGGAUUCCUGCUCCAACAACCACUCAGUAUUAACAAACUGUAUGUCACAGACAAUGUGUGAGAUUUUACUGUUUU
Molecule: messenger RNA, 348 nt
Organism: Pelmatolapia mariae (spotted tilapia)
Lineage: Eukaryota; Metazoa; Chordata; Actinopteri; Cichliformes; Cichlidae
Product: hepcidin-like
Exons: 3
Coding region: 14-274 (86 amino acids)
Biological process (GO): intracellular iron ion homeostasis; defense response to bacterium
Cellular component (GO): extracellular region
Molecular function (GO): 2 iron, 2 sulfur cluster binding
Source: RefSeq, a predicted model, not a curated record